This is a messenger RNA of Sturnus vulgaris (Common starling), 1681 nucleotides long. Its product is annotated as pancreatic alpha-amylase. Gene Ontology annotation, biological process: carbohydrate metabolic process. NCBI's taxonomy places the organism in Eukaryota, Metazoa, Chordata, Aves, Passeriformes, Sturnidae. Gene Ontology annotation, molecular function: cation binding; alpha-amylase activity. The record is from RefSeq and is a predicted model, not a curated record.
UACACUGAAGGCACCAUGCAGGUCCUCCUCCUCCUCCUCGCAGCUGCAGGGCUGUGCUGGGGGCAGUACAACCCCAACACCCUCCCAAAAAGAAACUCAAUCGUGCAUCUCUUUGAAUGGCGCUGGCAGGAUAUUGCUCUGGAGUGUGAGCGCUACUUAGCUCCUAAUGGAUUUGGAGGAGUUCAGGUUUCGCCUCCAAGUGAAAAUAUUGUGAUUACUAACCCAAACAGACCCUGGUGGGAAAGAUAUCAGCCUGUUAGCUACAAGCUCUGCACUCGAUCAGGAAAUGAAGAGGAAUUCAGAGACAUGGUGACCAGAUGCAACAAUGUUGGAGUUCGUAUCUAUGUGGAUGCUGUUGUCAACCAUAUGUGUGGGGCUGCAGGUGGCUCAGGCACACAUUCUACCUGUGGAAGCUAUUUCAAUGCUGGAAAUAGAGAUUUUCCAGCUGUACCAUACUCUGGCUGGGAUUUCAAUGACGGCAAAUGUCACUCUGGAAGUGGAGAAAUUGAAAAUUAUGGUGAUAUAUAUCAGGUGCGGGACUGCCGCUUGGUCAGCCUUCUGGAUCUGGCCCUGGAGAAGGACUACGUGCGCUCAACGGUUGCAGGGUACCUGAACCAUCUCAUUGACAUUGGUGUAGCAGGAUUCCGACUUGAUGCUGCCAAGCACAUGUGGCCUGGGGACAUAAGAGCAUUUCUGGACAAGCUGCAUGAUCUAAAUAUUCAAUGGUUUGCUGAGGGAACUAAACCUUUCAUUUACCAGGAGGUAAUUGACUUGGGUGGAGAGCCCAUCAAAGGCAGUGACUAUUUUGGAAAUGGCCGAGUGACAGAAUUCAAAUACGGUGCCAAACUGGGGACAGUGAUCCGCAAGUGGAACGGAGAAAAGAUGGCCUACUUAAAGAACUGGGGAGAAGGCUGGGGCUUUGUGCCUUCUGACAGAGCCCUGGUCUUUGUGGAUAAUCACGACAACCAGAGAGGACACGGGGCUGGUGGAUCUUCUAUUCUGACCUUCUGGGAUGCCAGGCUCUAUAAAAUGGCGUCUGGUUUCAUGCUUGCCCAUCCGUACGGGUUCACACGUGUGAUGUCAAGUUUUCGCUGGCCAAGAUACUUUGAAAAUGGAAGGGACAUCAAUGACUGGGUUGGGCCCCCCAGUAACGAGGAUGGCUCCAUAAAGCCUGUGACAAUCAACCCGGACACCACCUGUGGCAACGACUGGGUUUGUGAACAUCGCUGGCGCCAGAUCAAGAACAUGGUUAUCUUCCGUAAUGUGGUGGAUGGUGAGCCUUUCUCCAACUGGUGGGACAAUGGCAGCAAUCAAGUGGCUUUUGGCCGUGGUAAUAAAGGCUUCAUCAUCUUCAAUAAUGAUGACUGGAAUAUGAAUGUCUAUGUACAAACUGGACUGCCUGCUGGUACCUACUGUGAUGUUAUUUCUGGACAAAAAGAGAACAACAAAUGUACUGGAAAGCAGAUUUUUGUUUCUGGUGAUGGAAUGGCUAAUUUCCAGAUUAAUACUGAUGCUGAAGAUCCAUUUAUUGCAAUUCAUGUUGAUGCCAAAUUGUAAUUUGGGAGAAAUGUCCUCCUCUGUUUGCUCUGUGUGUUACUAUUUCUCCCAUAUGUUUUUCCCUGGUUUUUGAUCAUGAGUGACUCUCUAUUGAAUAAUAAAUGGCAUUCAAAUUUAAGAGUAA